AUGCAGACAACGGUGGACGAUGAACAAACUGUAGGCGCUCACAAGUUUCUUGUCUUUGUGGAACGAAAUCGACACUCACUUCACUUGCUUGAUCGCGACCGGGCCUAUUUGAUCGCUCAAUUGGAUCAAAUGUCAGCCAACCAAUUAUCUUGGCCAAAGAGUGCCGCAGACGUGUCAGACAUGUUCGUUUUCAUGCUGCAAGCACAGUGGAUAUCCGCCCAAUACCAUGGCCGGCACCCAGACUCAGAUUUUGCAGAUAAAGAAUUGUGGAGAAUACGGGAGAAUCGAGGAGUCAAUUCUCAGGGAAAGCUUCGAGAGUAUGCAAAGGAGCGUAACAUGGAUUAUAAUAGGCUUCGGGAUACGGUUCAAGUUAACCAGAAAGCGGGAGCCAUAGAGGCGGAGUUGGGAGUUCCCGGCUUGGGAAAGACCUUAUACUCUGCCUUCAAACGACUAAGAGAUCUGAAGCAAAAUGAAAUUGAGUCAUUCUGCAGGCUAUUUCGUGCUAGUGAUUCGUUUGCAGAUUACAAGAGCUAUGCAGCUAUAGCGCUGGCAUUAUUGGACGAUUAUUUGACUCUGAUGCAGCGGCAUGAUUUAGAUCAAUAG
Molecule: messenger RNA, 603 nt
Organism: Talaromyces atroroseus
Lineage: Eukaryota; Fungi; Ascomycota; Eurotiomycetes; Eurotiales; Trichocomaceae
Exons: 1
Coding region: 1-603 (200 amino acids)
Source: RefSeq, a predicted model, not a curated record